Molecule: messenger RNA, 729 nt
Organism: Clonostachys solani
Lineage: Eukaryota; Fungi; Ascomycota; Sordariomycetes; Hypocreales; Bionectriaceae
Source: the annotation of a GenBank genome assembly
AUGGGCCUCAACAUUGACGGAAGUCCUCUACGAAAGGCACUCGAGUCUGGCCGACCUGCGCUGGGCGUGCAGAUGGUGUUGCCCUCAGCUCAUGUUGCUCGUGUAAUUGCCGGUGUUCCAGGCUUAACAUACGUUACGAUUGACCUCGAGCAUGGCGGCCUAGCAGACAUGGAAAUGCAGAGCGCCAUCAAUUCAAUAGCUCCGUUUGGUGUGUCACCACUUGUGCGCCUUCCUUCGGGCGAGCCAUGGCUCAUCAAGAGAGCGUUGGAUGCAGGGGCCCAUGGCAUUGUGAUCCCCUUGGUAUCAACACCGGAAGAGGCCGCCAAAAUCGCUGCAGCCGCCCGGUUUCCUCCACUGGGAACCCGAGGUUUUGGAUCGACAUUCUCCCGUGACGCUUUUGGCUGGUCGUCUGACGACGAGUACCGAGAGAAGGCUAACGGGGAGGUUAUUGUGGCGGUGCUAAUCGAAACAAGGGAGGGAUACGAGAAUAUUGACGACAUUGUCAAAACGCCAGGUAUAGACGUUGUAAUGAUUGGUGAAACUGAUCUGUGUCUGUCUAUGGGUUACAAUCUUGACCCAUAUGAUCCACCAAAGGAGGUCAUAGAGGCUACAGAACGCAUAUCAUCUUCCGCAAAGGCGGCAGGUAAAUGGCAAGGAGGCCGCAUUCGUCCUUCCAGUGGUGGGGUGAAAGAGUUAAUGAGGCUCAAGCAUCUUUCUAAGCUCAGGUAG